CGGUGACUAGCUUAGAUCAACACAAGUGGCAUGCCUUCAUCUUGGGUUGCUGAAACGGCAGUUUGGCGCAAGAUUUUGAGCAUUUGCCUGUAAUUUGAGUAAAAGGGUAUGUUGGAUUUUAUCAUCUUUUCAUUAUAACUUUCGGGUUUUUGACGGAAUUUAAAGGAACACGUUUUACCCAGGGUUAUAAUAUCUCGUCCUUUUAGUUAUAGUUUGGCGUAUAGUAUAGUCUUGAAAACGAUUUUGUCAAAUAUUUGAAAAAAGGCCAAAGUUGCCAUUUGAGGAUUUCGCCGAACUGAUUACUUACAAUAUAAAAACUAUAAGACAUUUGUAUUAGCUUUACAACUGAAACUUUCAUUCACCAACGGAUUUUAGAAUUUGAGGAUACUUCAUUGUAUAAGAUGCAUUGACAAGUCAGGAUUCGAUAUAGUUUGGGCAGUAACUGAAUAAUCAUUGUCAGUUUGGCAGGGGAUCAUAAUCCGGACGAUAUAUAUAACGCGUUAUUGCUAGGAACUUACGGAUUAAAGAAACUGAGGGCUGAUGAUACGUCAUGUCAGGUUUAGAGGAAUAUUUAGUCAAACUAGAAACUCUCGGCAUCAUCCUGUUAUGCAUCCUGCAAACAAUAUGGACCAAGGACCCGACCGCCACGACGGAGAAGGGCAGAGUCCGCGGAGUGUCCUACAACGUCCUCGGCAAAACCGUCGACGCGUACCUGGGGAUUCCUUUCGCGCAGCCUCCGCUUGGUGGGCUGCGGUUCAAGCAUCCACUCCCUAACGAUCCGUGGCAUGGCACUUUCAACGCAACAAAAUUACCCAACACUUGCAUACAAGGCUACGAUGCCGCAUUUGGUAACUUCUCAGGGUCACAAAUGUGGAAUCCUAAUACGAAUGUGUCUGAGGACUGCUUGUACUUGAAUGUGUGGGUGCCUAGGACUAGUACGGAGCUACGAGACGCGGCAGUCCUCGUGUGGAUUUACGGCGGUGGAUUUUCUUCGGGGACGUCAACUUUGGAUGUUUACGACGCGAAAAUUCUAGCGGCGGAAAACGAAGUGAUUGUGGUGUCCAUGCAAUAUCGUGUCGGAAUGUUAGGUUUCCUGGCCCUGGGGACCCCGGAGAUCCCGGGGAACGCCGGCCUUUUCGACCAGUUACUGUCUCUGGAGUGGAUACAAAACAACAUCGAGUUCUUUGGUGGUGAUGCUAAUAAUGUUACCCUGUUCGGCGAGAGUGCUGGCGCCUCUAGUGUUAGCAUGCACACGUUCUCGCCGCUGAGUCGGGGGAAAUUUGCACGAGCUAUCAUGCAAAGUGGUACCGCGAAUGCCUACUGGGCAACAUACUCGCUGGAGGAAGCUCGGAGCAGGGCAAGGGAGGUGGCGAAAGCUGUGUCAUGUCCUCAGAAUGAUUGGAAUAGAAUGGCAGAGUGCUUCAGGCGAAUGCCUGCAGAAAUGUUCCCAGAAAAAGAAUUUUCCGCCGUACUGGGCAUCAUGCAGUUCCCCUUCGUUCCAGUAAUAGACGGGUCCUUUUUUAUAGAGACCCCCAUCCAGUCACUGGAGAGGGGCAACUUCAAAAAGACUCCGAUUCUCGUUGGGAGCAAUAAGGACGAAGGAGUGUAUUUUUUACUUUACUAUUUGAGUGAGUUGUUUUCAAGAGAGCGCCCAGGUGAUAUUACUUACGCUCAGUUCAAACUCAGCAUUGAGCGCCUAUUUUACUAUUACCCUCAAUAUCCGCAGGAGUUGAACUCAUUCGGUAUCAACGCCAUAACCUUCCAGUACACAAAUUGGUUAAGCAUAAAUGACUACAAAGCCAACAGAGAAAAUCUGGACGAUGCAGUAGGGGACCUCCAUCUUGUUUGCGGGGUCAACAAAUACGCGGAAAUGUACGCGAAAGCGGGACAGAGUGUAUACUAUUAUUAUUUUACGCAUCGUUCUUCCAAAAGUCCGUGGCCAAUUUGGUUAGGAGUUAUGCACGCUGACGAGAUAAACUAUGUGUUCGGGGAGCCGCUGCGGCCUGGAUACGGAUACAAACACGCGGAGAAGCAGCUUAGUAAGAAAAUGAUGCAGUAUUGGGUCAACUUUGCAAAAACUGGUGACCCAAACAGAUCGCCAGGUCUGCCAAGUUUGAACGAAUGGCCUCUACACACGUACGAGGGGAGAGAAUACUUAGAAUUGAAUACCAAACUCAUGAACGAGCCGGACAAGUCAAAGGCUGUGGGGUAUGGUCCACGAGCCCAGGAAUGUGCAUUUUGGCAGGAGUAUCUACCUCAACUUGUAACUGCCACAGAUAAACGGAUCGUCACACCAUCCACAUGUGAGAAAAGUAGCAGCAAGGCACCUUCUGUCAGUGACACAGCGCGCCCAAUGAAGGUUCUUAUUCUUGCGUGUCUUAUUUUGAUAUGGAGGUGAAGCCACUUAGCUCAGGGAUCAGCAUAACGUCAACACCUCACCCUGGACCAGCCAAAUUGAAAUCACUGAGCUCAGAGACCAGCGUAACGUCAACACCUCACUCUGGACCAGCCAGAUUGAAGUCACUGAGCUCAGGGACCAGCGUAACGUCAACCCCUCACCCUGGACCAGCCAAAUUGAAAUCACUGAGCUCAGAGACCAGCGUAACGUCAACACCUCACUCUUGACCAGCCAAAUUGAAGUCACUGAGCUCAGGAACACAUCUCUCUGGAUUAGCCAGAUUGAAGUCACUGAGUAUAGGGACCAGCAUAACAUCUACACCUCACUCUGGACCAGCCAGAUUGAAGUCACUGAGUUCAGGGACCAGCAUUUCAUCGACACCUUACUCUGGACCAUCUAGAUGGCAGAAUCCCUUUUCUAUGGUUUUCUUUUAUGAAGAAAACCGUUGUUGAAUAUAUAAUUCAAAUCACUAAUACAUAACAUAUGCCAGUACAUGUAUGAAUAUGUAAGUUUUGUUAGAUAUAUUAGUUGGUUUAUCUUACAUUAAUUUUCCUUUUUGAGACCCGCUAUGAUCCGUAGUUGACACUAAAUCUUAUCAUCUACAUGUAGAUAGAGUACGUAACUCCCUUCCUUCACAUCGUCAUGUAUAGUCCAGGGACAAAAUCAACUUAAUGUCGUGCUUGUAAGAUAUUUCUGUGCAACACCGUAAAAAGUAAACCAAGCGUCCGGGUUGGGUUGCUUCUCAGUCAGACUUGCUUUCGUCAGUCAUCAGCAUCAGAGAAGGCUGUGGAGCUUUCACGGUAUGGCCUUGGGGCGAUCACCCUCCAUCGACCGCGUUAAAACGAAGUCGUGGCGUCGUAGGUGAACACACUACUGCAGGCCGAGAGAAUCAAGACGUUCCCGAGAAAUGUCAAGCUGGUGUCUUCAAAAGAUUAGGUGCAAAUUGAUUUUUUUCUAUAUCAUGGGAUUAUGAUUGAUGAAAGUUCUUUGUACAGUCAGAGAAAUGACUACACGGAACAGAGCAUAGUAAUAAUGCGUACAUUUAGCGUGGUACUCCUGAGACAAGACCACCAUUGAUUUUCCAAGCCAUUUCCAGUUAUUUCGAAUGCCCGCCAUCAAAUACUGCGUUGGGUUGUGAAACUGAUAUUCGGAUAUGAUAUACGGGUUAGUCUUGGGAGUAACUGGUGCGACUUAAACUGGUAGUUGACCAAUAGGUCUGGAACCUCCAACCUAUGAAUAUUCAAUGGUGAUAUUGUCUCUUCUUUAAGUGAAUUUGUUACGACGGAUAAUGUUAUAUUUUUUUCUUAACUGUGGACAAUGUACUUAAUGUAUAUCAAUGUUAACCCCAAAUACUUAACGCUUGUAAAUAAUCAUGAGUUAUAAUGUAUAAUGUUUAUAAUGUGUUAAAUUUGUGUAAAUUGUUGAUACAAUGUCAACGUAGUCGGAUCAUAUUGCAGGCAACGGAAAGUAUACAAGUGAGAAAAGUGUGUUUUUUUUGUUUAUAGGACACCGGGCCGCGAAUUUGUUUUUCCCAAACAGGAUUGCCAUCGUCUGGACUACUAAAAAGUUUACCAAGCAGAGAGAAUAGUUUGAAAAAGGCGACGCCUGGGGUAGGAUUCGAUCCAGGGAUCUACAGUAGCCGGGGCAGUGUGCAUGAACAUGUUCCAUAUCCAUACCCGUGAUGUUGUAUCAGUUGUGAAAAUGACUGUAAAAAUGUGUGUAUACCUAUAAGUGUACCUGUACAUGUAUGUGAAAUAAUUUCAGAAAAUGUACCGGUAUGUGAUAUAUAGUUCAGGUAAACGACAUUUAUAAUUUUGUACAUUUUUACUGAGUUAUAUUGUGAACAAUGUUCUUGAAUGUCAAUGGGUUCACCAUAUAAAUGUGCCGUCAAACAAAUUGUAUAUUAUCAAUGAAUAUACGUGUUUAUGUUGUAAAAUGUGGCCAUAUCGACUAAUUUGAGAAAGAAAAAAAUUACACUGAGAAAAUAAUGCGCUAGCAGCCUUUUUUUCACGAAUAAAAAAUGCGAUCUUCAUUUUUGACAUUGACUCCGGAGGUGUUGAUGCGAUUGAGUGCAAACAACGGUUGACCAAUGAGCUUUUGAGGGAUUACACAGUUUCUUAAAGGAACCGUACCUCAAUACGAUGUCAAGCCGUCACUAAUUUAUUAGCCGGAGCAUCUCGUUGAGAGAAUUAUUGCAGUCGUUGUGAAAUAAAAAAGGAUUAUCGCCAUGAUAAACAAUUCCUUUUAUUUCGAACUAUCAUAACGUUCUCCUUGUUAAAUAUCGUGCAAUGGAAAUAAACUUCAUGUCAAAUGUGU
Messenger RNA from Lineus longissimus, 4714 nucleotides. Its product is annotated as acetylcholinesterase-like. Gene Ontology annotation, biological process: acetylcholine catabolic process; choline metabolic process. The transcript has 4 exons. The coding region runs from base 551 to 2398 and encodes 615 amino acids. Gene Ontology annotation, cellular component: plasma membrane. Gene Ontology annotation, molecular function: acetylcholinesterase activity. The record is from RefSeq and is a predicted model, not a curated record. Lineage: Eukaryota; Metazoa; Nemertea; Pilidiophora; Heteronemertea; Lineidae.